Paramecium primaurelia is the source of this 1024-nucleotide messenger RNA. NCBI's taxonomy places the organism in Eukaryota, Ciliophora, Oligohymenophorea, Peniculida, Parameciidae. The record is from the annotation of a GenBank genome assembly.
AUGAUCUAAAAAACUGAAUACUUUGUCAAUGAAGAUUAAGAAAGAGAAUAUAGAAUUCAAAGUAAGAAUAGUAUACAUUAAUUAAAGGGAUGGAAAAAUAAUUAAUUGAAAAUUAGUUUACUAAAUAAACAUAUCCCAAAAAAUAUGAUUAUACACUAUAAAAAAGUGAUUAUUCUGUUCCAAUUAAUUAAUUGGAUUAUAAAUCAUUAUAUCAAUCAUAUAUGCCUUAAGAUUAGAAAUAGAUAAGUCUUUAAAAUAUAUAAGUUGUUAAAAAUAAAGCUUCAUCAUUUAUAUUUAGCCAUGAUAAUAAUAAAAAAGAAUUAACUCCUAAUAAAAAACAAUAAUAAUUAUUAUAUAGAGAUAUUUUAUAAAAAUAAGUUGAAGAGAAAUAAAUAUAAUUAAAAUAGUAAAAAGUGAAACACGAAUGUACUGAUCUCUUUACAAAUAAUUUGUAAAACAUAACAAAUAAUAAGAUUAAUAAUUUAAGUAAGUCAGAAUAUUAGAAUUAUUUAUAAUUAUAAAUAUAAGAAAAAUAAGGCAAUAAUAAAAUAUUUGAUUCUCCUAAUAAAAAUUAAUAAUAAGUUGAGGAAUAGAAUUAAGAUAAAAAUUCUAAAGGAUCAAAAGAAUUUUAAAUAAUUUAGAAGUAAUUAAAAUAAUAUUAGGAAGAAAAAAAAUAAAAGGAUCGAAAACUUUUACUGCAGUAGAAAUUUGAGUAGUCAACGUCAAUUCAUGAAAAAACAAAGGAAAAGACUUAUUCUCCUGAGUUUCAUAAUAGAAAGAGAAAUUUUAUCUAAGAAGAUGAAGAAGAAAAAGCAAGAACUCAGCAAUAAAAAAGUGUUGUAUCCAAAAUAUUGACUGAAUAAAUAUAAGAAAAAUAAAAAAAAAGGAAUGAGGAGAAAAAAUAAUAGGAGACAGAAGAUAAAUUGGCCGAAGAGAGAUGGAAAAAUGAGGUUUAAAUGAUGAAAGAGGAGAAAAAAAAAGAAGAAGAACUUAAAAAGGAAUAAUAAGGAAGUAAUUGAAUUAU